This is a messenger RNA of Electrophorus electricus (electric eel), 5717 nucleotides long. NCBI's taxonomy places the organism in Eukaryota, Metazoa, Chordata, Actinopteri, Gymnotiformes, Gymnotidae. The record is from RefSeq and is a predicted model, not a curated record.
UUCAGAACCAUGGUCAGCGCCCAGUGCGUCUUCUCGGGAAUUGGCCAUCGACAGUUCUCAGCUGACAAGGCACAGCAGGAAACAGACAGAGUCAAAGGCUAAAAAAGGACUCCGAGAACCUGUCCUCCCCAACACCACAGCACCUCCCGGCAAAAUCCCCACCCCGUGAAUGGAGCAUUAAACGCAGACAGAACGAAGGCAGCAACAGUUUCAUUCGAACAUAAACAACUUUAACAAGAAUGUUGGACCCAUCAUCGAGUGAGGAGGAAGAUGAGGUCGUGGAAGAGGAGCGCAAAGUGAUAGCGGCUCCCAAGGCUGGUGGUACUCUGCUGUCUCCGAGCAGGACCAGCGAAAGCUCCGGUGGUUUACAACCGAGCCGGACUAGCAAUAUCCGCCCAUCGAGCCCCAGUCCCUCGGUGCCGAGCGAAAAGGAGAAAGAUGAUUUAGAAAGGAUGCAAAGGGAGGAAGAGGAAAGAAAGAAACGGCUGCAGCUUUACGUCUUUGUGAUGCGCUGCAUCGCCUAUCCAUUUAACGCCAAGCAGCCGACGGACAUGGCGAGACGACAGCAGAAGAUCAGUAAACAGCAGCUGCAGGUGGUGAAGGAUCACUUCCAGACCUUCUUAAAUGGAGAGACUCAGAUUGUGGCAGACGAGGCCUUCAUCAACGCUGUCCAGAGCUACUAUGAGGUGUUUCUGAAGAGUGACCGCGUAUCCCGAAUGGUGCAGAGUGGUGGCUUCUCAGCCAGCGACGCGCGUGAGGUCUUCAAGAAGCACAUUGAGAAGCGAGUGCGCAGCCUGCCCGAGAUCGACGGCCUGAGCAAGGAGACGGUGCUCAGUUCCUGGAUGGCCAAAUUCGACACAAUCUACCGCGGCGAGGAUGAGCCCCGCAAGCAGCAGCAGCAGCGGCUGACGGCCAGCGCAGCCUCCGAGCUCAUCCUCAGCAAGGACCAGCUCUACGAGAUGUUCCAGCAGAUUCUCGGCAUCAAGAAGUUCGAGCAUCAGCUGCUCUACAAUGCCUGCCAGCUGGACAACCCAGACGAACAGGCCGCUCAGAUCAGACGAGAACUGGACGGGCGUCUCCAGAUGGCUGAACACAUCGCCAGAUCUGGUAAGUUUCCCAAGUUCGUGUCGAAGGACAUGGAGGCCAUGUACAUGGAGGAGCUGAGGUCAUCUGUGAACCUGCUCAUGGCCAACCUGGAGAGCAUGCCCGUGUCGAAGGGAGGAGAGUUCAAACUUCAGAAGCUGAAGCGCGGACACAACCCCUCCGUCAUCGAUAUGGGGCAAGAGGACGAGAACCAGCUCUCCAAGUCUGAUGUGGUCCUCUCUUUCACACUAGAGGUGGUGAUCAUGGAGGUGCAGGGACUGAAGUCUCUCGCCCCCAGCCGCAUCGUCUACUGCACCAUGGAGGUGGAGGGCGGGCAGAAGCUGCAAACAGACCAAGCUGAAGCCUCCAAACCCACUUGGGGAACUCAAGGAGACUUCACCACUACACACCCUCUUCCUGUUGUCAAGGUGAAGCUCUUCACUGAGAGUACUGGAGUGCUCGCACUGGAAGAUAAAGAGCUGGGACGGGUUGUGUUGCAUCCAACUCCCAACAGCCCCAAACAGUCCGAGCUUCACAAGAUGAGUGUGUGUAAGGGUUGCCCCGACAGCGAGCUCAAGAUUAAAUUAGCAGUUCGCAUGGACAAACCUCAGAACAUGAAACACUGUGGAUACCUCUGGACCAUCGGCAAAAAUGUGUGGAAGCGAUGGAAGAAGAGAUUCUUUGUUUUAGUGCAGGUGAGUCAAUACACCUUUGCCAUGUGCAGCUACAGAGAGAAGAAGGCGGAGCCUCUGGAGCUGCUCCAGUUGGACGGGUACACUGUGGAUUACACGGACCCUCAGCCAGGUUUAGAUGGGGGUAGGGCGUUCUUUAACGCCGUUAAGGAAGGAGACACUGUGAUCUUUGCCAGCGGCGAUGAGCAGGACCGUAUAUUGUGGGUUCAGGCCAUGUACCGAGCCACAGGUCAAACCCACAAACCUGUGCCCCCCACCCAGGUCCACAAACUCAACGCCAGAGGUGGGGGCACAGCACCACAGCUCGACGCCCCCAUCUCCCAGUUCUAUGCAGACCGCGCGCAAAAACACGGGAUGGAUGAGUUCAUCUCAGCUAACCCCUGCAACUUCGACCAUGCUUCACUGUUUGAACUGGUGCAACGACUCACGCUGGACCACAGACUAAACGACUCCUACUCCUGCCUGGGUUGGUUUAGUCCGGGCCAGGUGUUUGUGCUGGACGAGUACUGCGCUAGGAAUGGCGUGCGGGGGUGUCACAGGCACUUGUGCUACCUGUGCGACCUGUUGGAGAGAGCCGAGAAUGGAGCCAUGAUCGACCCCACGCUGCUCCACUACAGUUUCGCCUUCUGCGCUUCACACGUGCACGGCAACAGGCCUGAUGGGAUUGGCACUGUCACGGUGGAAGAACGUGAGCGCUUUGAGGAGAUUAAAGAGAGACUAAGAGUCCUGCUGGAGAACCAGAUUACACAUUUCAGGUACUGUUUUCCAUUUGGGCGUCCAGAAGGGUCUCUGAAAGCCACCCUAUCCCUGCUGGAGAGGGUUCUGAUGAAGGACGUGGUGACACCUGUGCUGCAGGACGAGGUGAAGGCCUUGAUCCGGAAGUGUCUGGAGCAGGCAGCUCUGAUCAACUACCAGCGUCUGUCCGAGUACGCCAAAGUGGAAGGAAAAAAGAGAGAACUGUAUGAGCAUCCUGUCUACUGCUUGGCGUCACAAGUGAUGGAUUUAACCAUUCUCGAGAAAUCUCAGAAGGAUCAGACGGAUCCAGAGAACGUAGGCCGAUUAGUUACACCUGCCAAAAAGAUGGAGGACACACUCCGGCUGGCAGAGCUGGUCAUCGAGGUAUUACAACAGAAUGAAGAACACCAUGCAGAGGGUAAACAGGCCUUUGCCUGGUGGUCUGACCUGAUGGUGGAACACGCGGAGAUGUUCCUCUCCCUCUACGCUGUGGACAUGGACGCUGCACUAGAGGUCCAACCGCCGGACAGCUGGGACAGUUUCCCACUCUUCCAGCUGCUGAAUGACCACCUGCGCCUUGACUACAACCUUUGUAAUGGAAAGUUCCACAAGCACUUGCAGGAUCUGUACGCCCCUCUGGUGGUGAGAUACGUAGACCUGAUGGAGUCCUCCAUUGCUCAGUCCAUUCACCGGGGCUUUGAGCGCGAGUCCUGGGAGCCUGUGAACAAUGGUUCAGGAACCUCAGAGGAUCUUUUCUGGAAGCUGGACGCUUUGCAGACGUUCAUCAGAGAGCUCCACUGGCCUGAGGAGGAGUUUGCCAAACACCUGGAGACCAGACUCAAGCUGAUGUCUAGCGACAUGAUUGAGUCGUGUGUGAAGAGGACCAGGGUGGCAUUUGAAGUGAAGUUACAGAGAAGCAGUCGUACUACAGAUUUCCGUGUCCCACAGUCCAUAUGCACCAUGUUCAAUGUCAUGGUGGAUGCCAAGGCUCAGUCUGCUAAACUGUGUGCUAUGGAGCUUGGCCAAGAGAGACAGUACCACUCUCAAAUCGACCACCUCAUCGAGGAGACGGUGAAGGACAUGAUCACCUUGUUGGUUGCAAAGUUUGUGGUGGUUCUGGAGAGCGUCCUGGCUCGCCUCUCCCGCUACGAUGAGGGAACUCUAUUCUCCUCCUUCCUGUCCUUUACAGUCAAAGCUGCCUCAAAAUACGUGGACGUUCCCAAACCUGGCAUGGAUGUAGCCGAUGCUUACGUUACGUUUGUCCGCCACUCUCAGGACACGUUGCGUGAAAAGGUCAACGAGGACAUGUAUAUAGAAAGAUUAUUUGAUCAAUGGUACACCAGCACGAUGAACCUCCUGGGCACGUGGCUCACUGACCGCAUGGACCUGCAGCUGCACCUCUACCAGCUCAAAAUCCUCAUACGAAUUGUAAAGAAAAAGUACCAGGAUUUCCGGCUGCACGGUGUCCUGGACUCCACCCUGAACAGUAAGAUGUACGAGACGGUGAAGAAACGUCUGAUACUAGAGGAGGCGACGGCGUCGGUGCGAGGAGGAGGAGGAGGAGGAAUGCAGGGCAUCUCGAUGAAGGACAGCGAUGAAGAGGGAGAAUAGACAGACUGCGGCCGCCUACGGCCCUGCAUGUUCUGUCCUUUGUGCUCACUUUCUUUUAUUUAGUUAUAUGUGAUUUAAUUUUAAUAUUGAAUUUAAAAGUUUUUUAUUAUAUGACUGAUAAAUGGACCAACUUCAACUGAUAAGAUGAGAGGCUCAAAACAAAAAUUAACAUUAUCUGUUGGUCAGAAGAUUAUGGUGAAAUUUUUUUAAGUAUUUAAAAAUGUUUGGUGUUUAAAAAUAAUAAUGUUGAAAAUUAAUUCCUAAAUGUUUCAAAGCAAUAUGGAGUACUAACUGUAAACAAUGUUGCGUGAGAUAGAAUAAUUCCUGUUGUGUCCGUGUUAAAUGCAAACAUGUACGACGCUUCUUACGUGUAUUAUAAACCUGUACGAUGCUUCUUACGUGUAUUAUAAACCUGUAUGACGCUUCUUACGUGUAUUAUAAACCUGUAUGACGCUUCUUACGUGUAUUAUAAACGUACGACGCUUCUUACGUGUAUUAUAAACCUGUAUGACGCUUCUUACGUGUAUUAUAAGCCUGUAUGACGCUUCUUACGUGUAUUAUAAACCUGUAUGACGCUUCUUACGUGUAUUAUAAAUAUAUGAAUGGUAAAUAAUUGGGCAUAGACUUAUUAUUUGUUUCGUUUGAAGGUUUUUGAGUGUAUGCCAAAUGAACUGACUAUAUUGUAUUUAACUUGUUUUGGUUGUAUAAGGUAGUGUUUCUAUUUGGCACGCUUCUCCAAUAAAUCACUAAUCAAUACCAAAAUCUCUGCCACCACACGGGAGCAGCUUGUUUAAACGACUCAUUUUAAACAUGCAAUAUAUUACAGGAGCUUAAUUAUCAUUCACUUUGACGAACAUCUAAAACAUUUUUCUAUGUUUUUAUGUCGUUUGCAAUUUAUAGAUAUGCUAUAUUUGAUCUGUUCAGUAGGUACAUCUGGGGAAGGAAAACCACAGGAACGCGAUGGUGGUGUCUCCACCCGCUCCACCUGCUUCACCCACAACUACAGCACUUCUGGAUAUGAGCGCUCUCUCUCGGAACAGCAGGAGCUAGGGUUGUCGUGGCAACUGUUGCUGUGUGUGAUAUCUGAUGCUGUGCCCUGUUCUCUGUUCGGGAGGAAGCGUGUUCCUGUUACUGAAGUGUGUUCCCAUUACUGAAGCCUGUUCCCGUUAUUGAAGCGUGUUCCCAUUAUUGAAGUGUAAACCUGUUACUGAAGCAGGUUCCUGUUACUGAAGCGUGUUCCCGUUUUUGAAGCGUGUUCCUGUUAUUGAAGCUUGUUCCUGUUACUGAAGCGUGUUCCCGUUUUUGAAGCGUGUUCCUGUUAUUGAAGCUUGUUCCUGUUACUUCAGCAUGUUCCUUUUACUGAAGCUUGUCCUGUUACUGAAGCGUGUUCCCGUUACUGAAGUGUGUUCCCGUUAUUGAAGCGUGUUCCCGUUACUGAAGUGUGUUCCUUUUACUGAAGCAUGUUCCUGUUAUUAAAGUGUGUUCCUGUUAUUGAAGCAUGUUCCUGAUACUGAAGCAUGUUCCCAUUAUUGAAGCGUGUUCCUGUUACUGAAGCCUGUUCCUGUUAUUGAAGCCUGUUCCCAUUACUGAAGCUUG